AUGACUUCAAAAUCAGUCGAUGAAGUGGAGAUAAAACAAACGAAAGAUCUGGACGUAUGUGUUUCUCGACGUUGGGCAUUCAUUAAAACAGGUUUUCUAGUGAUCACAUGGAUUAUUCUGGGAGUUCAUGCGGAAAUAGUUGGACCAACUAUGAAGAUUCUAGCUCAACAAACAGGCACAACUUUCAGUGGAAUUAGUUCUAUCUUAGCUGCUCGAAGUGCUGGAUACAUGUCUGGAAGUAUACUGGGAGCAGUCAAACAAGGCUUUAUUAAACGAUAUUCGGAUGGUUUACUUUCAUUCGCAUUUUUAAUUGCAUCUAUUGUUAUCCUUAUCACACCAUCGAUUCGAUCAUUGUUACUUCUAUCGAUUGUGUUUUUCAUUCAAGGAAUCUCACAAGGAUUUACCGAUCUAGGCGGUACAAAUCUUAUUCUAACAAUGUGGCAUGAUCAUCCGUCUACUGCAAUGAAUACAGUUCAUUUAGGGUUUGGAUUCGGUGCUGUCUUUGUCAAUCUUCUUGUGGCUCCUUUCCUUGAAAAGAACGAAAUCAUUGUAUCCAAUGUGACAUCGACUUCAAUAUUGGAAAAUCCAUUUUCAUCGAAGAUCAGUAUUCCUUACACGAUCACAGCAAGUCUUUGUUUUUUGAUAGCCAUUGGUCAUUCGCUAUUUGCAAUUCGUGAACAUCGAAUUCAGCGAAGAACUCUUCAAAUGGAUCAAUCAGCAUAUACUACUGUGGCCAAUGUUCCACUUGUUGACACUCAAGUUAGUUAUUCUCAGUAUUCACCACGAUCUUGUGGUAACGGUUAUUUUUAUUACGGUCUCACUAUGUCAAUUCUUUGGAUUGUUUACAUGUUUUUUGUUACUGCCAAUGAUUUAACUUUUGGAAAAUUCUUUUUCUCAUAUCUUGGAUCAUCGAAGUUUGAACUUUCAACAAAAAGUGCGUCGUUAGGAAUGAUUAUUUAUUGGCUCUCAUAUUCGAUUGGUCGUUUGAUCUGUGCAAUCGUGGCUUUGUUUGUAUCUGUUGAUAUAGUAUUAAGUGUAAUUUGGAUGGCUGGAUUGAUAUUGGCAAUAGCAUGGAUUGUUUUUGUAUGGAUUAUAGGAUUAUCAAGUACGAGUCUAUUUAUUCUCGGUUCGUUCACUGGGUUGAUCUUCUCGCCCAUUUUUCCAUUAUCAUUUGGUUUUAUCAAUCAACGAUUAGUUAUCAAUCCAUUACUUCUUGGUUUGAUCUUGUGUGGUGCAUCACUCGGUGGAGUUAUUUUUCAAAAAAUAGGUGCAGCAGCUGUUCUAACAGCUACUGCUAUAUUGAGGAAAACUGAAAGAGAAGAAACAUCAGCAAUGGAGAUAGCAACAUCAACAACAAGCGAACAAUUGACUUCUUCUGUCAUCAUUAAUAAAAAUACGAAAUGGAAACAGAAUGCAAUUACUGUUGCUGGAGGACAUGGAUUUGGAAGUAAAUUAAAUCAGUUAGAUCACGUCAGUGGUAUUCAUAUUGAUGAUGAUGAUUAUAGUAUUUAUAUUGCUGACAAAACCAACCAUCGUGUUGUUAGAUGGGAAUUUCGUGCAAAUAAUGGUACACUUGUUGCAGGUGGAAAUGGACCGGGAGGUGGAAUGAACCAAUUAAAUCAACCAACAGAUGUAAUUCUUGAUGAAGCGAAGAAAUAUCUCAUCAUUUGUGACUUUGCCAAUGAUCGAGUGGUACAAUGGCCCCGUCAAAAUAGUCAAGAUCAACAAAUAUUGAUACAUCGUAUUGUUUGCUUCGGUUUAGCAAUGGAUAAUAAUGGAGAUCUUUAUAUUUCUGACUGGCGAACGCAUGAAGUCAGACGUUGGCAACAAGGGUAUAUAGAAGGUAUCGUGGUAGCAGGUGGAAAUGGACAAGGAAAUCAAUUAAAUCAACUCAAUGAUCCUCACUAUAUCUUUGUCGAUGAAGAUCAUUCAGUUUAUGUAGCAGAUACUCUCAAUAAUCGUGUGAUGAAAUGGAUAAAAAAUGCGGACGAAGGUAUUCUUAUUGCUUCAGGACAAGUUUCUAAUGAAAAUCCGGAUACAUUGUUGACACCCAAAGGCGUGCUUGCUGAUCAUAAGGGUAAUAUUUAUGUGUCGACGAUCGGAAUUUAUCAAAUAACUCGUUGGUCACCAGGUGCAACAGAAGGUGUCCCUGUCGUUGGUGAAAAAGAAUGUGGAAGAGGAUCUACAGAGUUCGCCCUCCCAUAUGAUAUAUCAUUUGAUCGACAAGAUAAUCUUUACGUUGUCGAUACACACAACUAUCGAAUACAAAAAUUUGAUAUUGAUCGUGACUGA
Adineta steineri is the source of this 2292-nucleotide messenger RNA. Lineage: Eukaryota; Metazoa; Rotifera; Eurotatoria; Adinetida; Adinetidae. The record is from the annotation of a GenBank genome assembly.